AUGGUAGGCGUCGAGACGGUGGUGCUCAAGCCGAGCCUCGAUUCUGAGUUGUGUCCGGUCUGUGGAGACCGUGUCUCCGGCUAUCACUACGGACUUCUCACCUGCGAAAGCUGCAAGGUUAGUUUUUUCGUUCUGACGUCACCGCCUCCGUCCGGCUGAUAACAGACGAGAGUGAGAGUCAGGGACACACUCCGACUCAGGGUCAGCCGAGCCCAAGGCCAAAAAGUGACCUCAGGGCGAUUCUCUCUUGAUCGCUCCAUUGACAUGAUUUCUGUUUCAGGGUUUCUUCAAACGCACCGUCCAGAACAAGAAGGUUUGUUUUGUCUUCCCUAACUUUUUUUUUUACUUUUUUUGCUUUUUUCUUUGCUUCACCUUUUCGGGGCUUCCCAUUGGUUCCAUGAUUCCCUUCCAUACACUCGUUUCUCACCGCAUUCAAUUUAAAUUAAAUUUUGAAGGUGACGUUUUUUAUUUCUCAUAAUUUAUUGAGCGUACAAUUCUAACCCACUUUCACAAAAUAUAGCCAUUUUAAUUUUUUUAUAUCUGUUUAUUUCAUAAAAUACUUCUCCAAUUUGGAAAGUGCAGCUUCUUGAAUUUUCUUUUGAAUUUUCUUAAUAAGUCAAAUUUUAUCUGUGAAGAAUACUUCAUUUCUUUUUGCUCAAUUCAGUUUACUGUUUCAACUUUUCUGCCAAAUUUAGGCAACAAAAAAAAACACUUUCUUGACACAUUUCUUAUUUUUGCAGCAGUACCAAUGCUCUGCAGAAGCAGACUGUCACGUUGACAAGUCCUGCCGGAAACGGUGUCCUAGCUGCAGGUUCCAAAAGUGCAUCGCCAUGGGAAUGAAAAUGGAAGGUUCGGUUCAUCUUAUUCCAGCCUAAUCAGUCGGCGCAUCAAGCUUUUUUUAUUGCCAAAGACGAUUCACGCGCCACGGAAGCCUGCUGCAUUUUGCUUACACCAAAUGUUGCGUCGUUGGAUGGAAAUCAAAUUGCGCAAGCUUAAAAAAAUUCAAUAGACGUGCAAGUUUGGAAUAAAUAAAAAACCGGUAGUUGCGAUCGAAAUCGAUUGUUAGGUCGACGUCAUGUCUUUUUUAUUUGAUUAUUUAAUCUCCAACUUGAUGAUAUUGCUGUUUCUCUUCUUCAGUUUUUUUCAAUAACUUUUUUUAAAAGUACUCAAACAGUUCUUGAACACUUUUCUGCUUACUGUAAGUGGAGCGCUAAACUUUGGCAAGCGCCUGGGAGAGAGAAUUUUCCUCUUCAGAACCAAAAAAAAAAAACGACGGCGGACGUUUUUUCGUGCACACCUUGUGGCGACCCUACGGUAAGAGGUACAAAGAAACGAGCCGCUCAUGCGUUUUGCCGACUGCCACUGACGCAGCCGGCUGAUAAUUAUAGGCGCUCGGAUGUGUAUAGGCAUGAGUUUUUUUGCGGGUUUUUCCACGGACCCUUCUAAACCUGUGUGGCGGCGCCCUUUGACAAGAGCCGGCUCCGGUCACUUGACACCACCCGACUACAAAUGGUACAUGAACAAUGCGUUCGCGCGCAAAUUGCGAGGCUCGAAGUGCCAAAAGUACUGGGCUCGGAUUGUUUGGAAACAAGGCCUAAUUGCUAGUUUAAAACUGUCAAAUCAGAGGGCGUGAACUUUAGAAAAAAAUAGUAAACGAAAAUCUCGUGUGCGGAUACUAAAAAAAAUAUAGUUGGAUUAGUGAAAAAAACUACAAAAUACUUCGAGUGUCUGCAGGUUUUUCACGAUUUUAUUAAAAGUUCUUUAUUUUGCCACUCAAACGUUUCCAUAGCUUAGUUUUUGAAUGACUCAUUCUUGAUGAAUUUUGAGAAGUUUCGUAUCUUACUUAUUCAAGCAAGUCUGAAAAAAUUGAACUUUAAAAACGCAAUAUUUUAAAAUUUUGAGCAACUGCCUAAGCAAAAAGAGUUUUUAAGCUGUACGAACCGAUCGUCAGAGAGGAGGCAGAAACAAAUUCGGCUCCUUCUACAAACGAGAUCGAGCUCACCGUCUUCAAAGAAGUGCAAUGCGAGUGAAUUCCAUCGUUCCCAAUCAUGCUGCUACCUCUUUUUACCCAGAUCAUCAAGUUAGCAGCAGGUUAAUCUUUUGUGAAAAGUUCCUUUUUUAAUAUGGGCGUUUCAGUACGCCGGAUCAGAGCUCACAAAUUCAGUACUUCGAUACUCAACCCAAAGUAAAAACCGAAUACAAAGUUGAGUAUGACGCACUACUUCAGAGUCCGACUCUUUCUAGCAGUACACAUCAUCCGAGUGAGUUUUUGAUUUUUUUUUUUUGGUUUUCUAUCAUACGCAAGUUCAAUUUUUUUUUGCUUCUGAAAAUCUAAUACUGAAGAUCUAAAAAAUUUUUUUCAAAUUAUUGACCAUGAAAAAUGAAAAAAGUUCAGACUUCUUUCUUCGACCAAACGGCUACAUUUCGGAGCAGGACAGUCUGGCGGCACUCCUUGGUUCAUCGAUAGACGACCCUCUUCUGCGCUCGCAGGCUUUCCCCAUGUAUCCAUCGACCAUCAAGCAGGAGCCUUUCGAGUACUCCGAACAGUUCCUGCACCCGCACAUCGACUACUCGGCCUUUCACUCGACUGCCAACUACGCCGCCAUGAUACCCACAGCCCAAGUGACUUCAGCUCAAGUCACUAGUACCACCAGUAAACUAGCCAAAAUAUUCCGCGAUACGAGCUGCAUCAUAGAUUCCGGAUCUGCUUCGAGUCGCUCCUCGCCUGUAUUGCCAGUCUGUCCAGUUCCUACUGAGAAAACCGUCGACCUCUUCUACAACAGCACUUUGGCCGAGAUGUGCAAGUGCUUGCCGGACGAUGCUAGGUCAGUUUCGUUUGGAUAAACGGCUGUUGUGUAAAUCCCAACCAUGAUCCAGAACACCUCUGCAAAAGAAAGUAUUCUAAGUGUUUCUUUAAAUUUCGAAAAGCAAAAAAAAGUUUUGUAGCAUUCAUCUAUUUUCACAGGAUUGAUCCUCUUUGAGCUUUCUCCGAUUUUUCUUAAACUUCCAAUAAAACAUUUUUCAGUCUUGGAAAACUUUCUUUUUUAACUUCUCAUUGGAGUUAAAAAGGAAGCAAAUUCGAGUUUACCAUAGCAAAGCACGGAAGAUUUGUAACUCAUCGUUUCUGUUCCUCAAUCUAUGAGGGAAUUUUCAAAUUUUCGAAAAUGCUCUGAUUAUUUUUUUCACUUUUUUUCCACUUUUCAAAGAGUUUUCCAACUUAUUCAGAGUAAAUUUUGAAUCAAUUAAUAUGUUUUUGGUUGUUUUUAGUCAGGUGGAAUCGAGUCUUAACCUUUCUGAACUUGAGUUUUUUUAAAUGACCUAUUUUUUAAAUAUAUUCUUAACUAAAUAAUCUUUUUUUCAAGUUCGAAACAGUUUCUUUAUUUUUCAGGAUAUUCCGGAUGAUUUCAAAAGUGAGCAAGACAGUCAAACCAGAACCUCUACGGUUCGCUCUUGAUGUCGCCGAAGAAAACCUGAAAGAGCUGGUCGCUUGGGCUAAAACGGAUCACUUCUUCAGCAAAUUGGAGGUAUCCUCCAGUUUUUUUACUGCCGGAUAAAUUAAUUUGAUGCGCAUCCAAUUACCGGGGCUGUGUGAAAGUGAUGUUUACACACGGCUACUGUAGCGUCCUUGGAGAAUCCCGCCGGUCCAAAAGCGGUAAUAUCCGGCAGACCGGAGGGACCAUCAAAGGCCUACAGUUCAUCCUCAAAAGAAUGGACCCCAAAUUGCACUUCACCGAAAACGCAUCGGCCGCCAUUGUGUGCCCGACCGGUGGCAGGAAACAAAUGGAGAUUCUUUUUGUUCUAGAUGGAUGACCAGAUGAACUUGCUGCAAGCCUCGUGGGCCACCAUUCACAUCAUCGACGUGUCGUUUCCGCUCAUCAAAGGAGAAUUACCUGUAUCCUUCAAAAUGUCGAACAAUGUCGAGUGAGCAUCUUCACUUUCUUUUUGAUUGAAAAUUUCUCUCUUCUAGAGUUUCUUGAUAUACUCGCAGUAAUAGACAAACGUGAGACUCUAGAUAUAAUACUAAAAAAGAAGAAAAAAAAACGAAAAAUGCAACGAGUUUAAUUUAUCCUUUUGUCCUACCAAACAUGUUCCGUUUUUACUUUUUAAAAUUAAUUUUGAUUGUGAAAGUAAGGUUUUUUUUGUUCGUGUUUUGGAUGUUUCUGAAUAAUGCACAUAAUAUCUCACUGUACCAACCAAUGUUAUUCUUAAAAAAACUCAAACUGAAAUACUUUUUCAGAUUCUUUUAUGUUCGUUGAAAUCGAAAAAAAGGCUUUCAAAGUUGACUAAAUGGCAUUUCUUGAAAUUUUUUUUUUUUUUUUUUGGUUAAAAGUUAGAAAGUUCAAUUAAAUUCAAACGAGCUUCAUUGAAUUUCGCGGAUUUUUUUUUCGAAUACCCACAAAUUCCUUCUAGACUUGAAACUACCACAUUUUCGAGAAAUUUUCAAACUUCGAAAGGUUCUAAUAACUUAAGAAGGACCUUUUCUGAAAUUUUUUCGAGUCUUUCACGCUUCUAAUUCAAUUUCACAGCUCAUAAAACUCAGUAAUAUCUUAAUUGGUGGUAUCCGUUGAAUUUUCUCUCACGACGCAAUAUAUUGCGCAGUGAAGUUAUUAAGAUGGUUUGAUGACAAAACAGUCGGUGGUAGCCGUCCACCGGCUCUUUUCGUCUCACCGCCGAACGGUUUAUGCUCUUGCGAUAUCUUUUCGGAGCAUCCAUCAAACGUUUACGUGACGCCGAGAUCUGUAUCUUAUAAUUGUCUCAAAGUGAAAGCAGUAUAAGACCAAAAAGGUGGAGGUCCGCUCCGCUAGAUGUGCCGAGAUAUAUCGGGGGAGUACGAGAAAGCGGCGCAAAAAAGGAGGAGAUAUGACGUAGGAGAAAGUUUACGACUGAGAUUGGUCGUUUGAUAGCGGGGAUUAUAGGUAGCCGGACGGUAGCCUGGGAGCCAAUGGCAGGUUAGGAGGUUAGGCAUCGAACCUGCCGCCUUUUGGGAAUUUAAAUUGUAAAUCGACAUGUUUUUUUAUUUUUUAAUCUUAAGUGUUUGAAAAAAACAUUACAACUCUAGAGAGAGCUAAUUUAUAAUCUCUUGAAAUCGAUAAAUAAUUGAGUUUUUAGUGUGAACACUGGAUUCAUCGCAAUGCUCGGACACUCGAACAACGUCGCCAGAUGGGCAGACAUCGUCAACCGCCUUCGUCAGCUCGGAUUCUCGCGUUACGACUACUGUGCCUUCCGAUUCUUGGCUCUUUUCCACGAACAAGGUUUGAUUCUUCCGCGACAGCUUCUAACAAUCUCAAUUAAUUUGAAGGUGAGCGGCUGGCCAAAAACCAACCCCUCGUCAACAGCGUACGCCAUCAAGUUAUCCAGUCAUGGCGUGAAGUGCAGUGCACUAACACUUUUUUCGAAAUUUUCGAACAAAUCAGGUAUGUCCGAGGAAUUUCGUGACUUUUGCCCUCUGACUUGACCCAUUCUGGAAAAAGGAACGCGAAGCUUUUUUCUUCGAACUACCAAAAGACUGUUAUAGUUCAAACAGAAACAGUUUUCAUUGUUUUGAGAGAACGCAUAAAUUGGUUACCGGCCGAACUAUGUUUGAUGUGUCCUUGAGUUGGACGAAAUUACAGUGCUGGCAUUUCGGCUCUGAUGGCAGCGCUCCUGCCCAUUAGCAUUUGCAUGCCAUAAUUAGUGUUUUGGUGGUCCUACGGUAAGGGAUUUUCUGUACCGUAAAAGACGCCUUUCCCACACGUCGAUUUGCAUACUUUUUUGCGCUAAAUAAUAGGGCCAGUAGCAGGUCAACGGGCCUAAUCUACAGGCAGCUCUAAAUGACAGCCCGAACAAUUGGUCGAACUUUGGCAUAAUGACUGCAAGACAAGUGCUGGGAUUAGAAGUCCUAACGAAACAAUAUGCAUGUUUCUGGAGAAACGCGUUGCCGCUCAGCGGGACGCUUCUAUUCAAACGGCCAUUGAAGUUCGUGACCGGCUCAGACCGGGCAAAAAAGCGUUUAAUUGCCGUUCCUGUUGUUUCAACUCCCCAAAAAACUUGUCUUUCUGGGAACUCGGAGUAAUAGCUUUGGAGACUUAAGCGAAAUAUUCUCCAAUCUCGAGUAUGUGAGAAGAAAAUAAUCAAAUUCUUGCACUUAGAUGUGAAGAAAAAAUUGUGAAACUUUCAAAUAUUGUGUGUAUUGUUCAAAAAAGAGCGUUAGAGAACUACGUGAGAACUGUAUUUUACCCUUCCUCCGAUUUUUUUCUCGACGUCGUUCCAAUCUGAGAGAAUUUCAUCACUUUCUUCGAGAAAAAAAGUCAAAGUGUACAAAAACGAUCUUUAACACAUCGGCCUUGACAGAAAAAAGUUCCCACAAAUGGCAAUUGUUUGAAAGCUAUCAAUGGUUAUAGGAAAAAAAAAGUCAUUUAUUAAUGAGAUACCGUAGUUCUAUUUUUUAUGAGUAUGCAAAGGGCAUUUUUGAUGGUUCUUUUUUUCAGAAGCCUUGCUUCCGCCUCGCAAGAGUUCCUUUGCGAGAGAUACCGAGCAGGUGACCUGGAGAUCUACAAUUCAACUUCUUUGCUUUGCGAAAUGCUCAGAACCCAUCAUCACACGGUGACGUAUGGCGCCCCAACUUAUCUUGUCCGUUGA
Caenorhabditis auriculariae is the source of this 6618-nucleotide messenger RNA. The record is from the annotation of a GenBank genome assembly. Lineage: Eukaryota; Metazoa; Nematoda; Chromadorea; Rhabditida; Rhabditidae.